AUGCCAACAACAAAUCAACACACCGUCUCAUCUCCUCUCCCUCUCCUCCAUGCACCGCGCCUCCCAUCGUUGCCGUACUCCGAUCGCGUCCAACUCAAGGCUCUGCUCGCCCAACCGGACUUCGCCGCCGGACAGCGUGUGGUUGUCGGCGGAUGGGUGAAGUCGGCCAAGGAGGAAGAGAACCCGACGGCGCCGAAUCCGUCAACCAGAACGGAUGACGCCGCCAGAGACCGUAGGAGCAAGGACGUGUCGUGUGUGGAGAUUCUGCAAUCGCGGAUACCGUUGAUUCGGAACCUAUGGGAUGUGUUCGGAGGAAGCGGUCACGCGCAGCACAAGAAACGUGAGUCUGCUCUGACUGUGCCGAAUCAGACAAAGGCUUUUCCUCCAAAAAUUGCGCGUCUGCUUCUAACGGAUGGGUCAUGCGUCCAAAGCCUUCAGGUUGUCGUGGAUUCCUCGGUUGCAAACCCAAGCCGGCUCAUGCCUACUGGCACGUGUCUAUUAGUGGAAGGUCAACUAAAACGAAUAGAGGGAAAGCAUGAUAUUGAGCUUAAAGCGGAAAAAGUCCAUCACAUUGGGACUGUAGAUUUUGAUAAGUACCCAUUAUCAAAAAAACGAAUUCCACUGGAUACAUUGAGAGAUUACUCCCAGUUUCGGCCUCGAACAACCACGGUGGCAACUGUCAUGCGGAUUCGUAGUGCUCUCUCUUUUGCAACCCACACAUUUUUCAAUGAACAUGCAUUUAUUGAUGUGCACGUACCCACUAUAACUACCACAGACUCAGAAGGAUUUAGCAACAUGUUCAAGGUUACCACCCUGGAUCAGAAUCAGAAAGCAGAGAAGGAGAAACUAGAAACUAUUUAUGAGAAUGAAGGUGUUAGACUUGAACAUGUGAAGGCAGCUGUAAAAGAGAAAAGCAACAUAGUUGAGCAUUUGAAAAGAACUGAGAGCAAUAGGGAAGCACUGGCAGCUGCAGUUCAGGAUCUGAAGAAAACAAAUGACCUGGCAUCACAAUUGGAAGCAAGAGAAAAGAAGUUAGGAACAUCUUUAAAGGAUGAUAAAGUCGACUCUUCCAAGGAUUUCUUCCCUUUCCAAACUUAUUUGACUGUCUCUGGUCGCUUGCAUCUGGAGAGUUAUGCAUGUGCACUUGGAAAUGUCUACUCGUUUGGACCCAGAUUUCUAGUAGAUAAAACGAGUUCUGCCAAAAAUGCUGCAGAAAUGUGGAUGGUUGAGGUGGAAAUGGCUUUUUCUCAGUUGGAGGAUUCCAUGAAAUGCGCUAAUGACUUUUUCAAGUACCUCUGCAACUGGGUUGUGAACAAUUGCUCUGAAGAAUUGAAAUUUGUUGCAAAAAGAAUUGACAACACCUGUUUCGAUCGUCUUAAGGGUAUUAGAUCAGAUUCUUCUAAGAUGACCUAUCAUGAAGCCAUAGAUCUUCUUAGAAAGUCAUCCUCCCAGACUGAAGAUAAGAAAUUUGAAACAAACUUUGAGCCAGGUUUGGUACUCACUUCAGAGCACCUAAGUUAUCUAGCUGAUGUCAUAUGCAAGAAUCCGGUAAUAAUAUACAAUUAUCCAAAAGAGGCUAAGCCAUUUUACGUUCGCCAGAAUGAUGAUGGAACUGUUGCUGCGUUUGACUUGGUAGUCCCUAAGCUUGGAACAAUAAUUUCUGGUAGCCAAAACGAGGAACGUCUUAACAUGAUAAGCUCCAGGAUUGAUGAAUUAGGUUUGGCAAGAGAGAAGUAUGAAUGGUACCUAGAUCUUCGUAGAAACGGAACAGUGAAUAACUCUGGGUUCACUCUAAGGUUUGAUCUUAUGGUCCUCUUUGCAACUGGCCUUGGCAAUGUGAGAGACGUCAUUCCUUUUCCAAGAACCUAUGGCAAGGCCGACAAUUAA
Molecule: messenger RNA, 1887 nt
Organism: Sphenostylis stenocarpa
Lineage: Eukaryota; Viridiplantae; Streptophyta; Magnoliopsida; Fabales; Fabaceae
Source: the annotation of a GenBank genome assembly